Molecule: messenger RNA, 1416 nt
Organism: Mesocricetus auratus (golden hamster)
Lineage: Eukaryota; Metazoa; Chordata; Mammalia; Rodentia; Cricetidae
Product: pregnancy-specific glycoprotein 22-like
Exons: 5
Coding region: 1-1416 (471 amino acids)
Biological process (GO): T cell activation
Cellular component (GO): external side of plasma membrane
Source: RefSeq, a predicted model, not a curated record
AUGGCAAUGUCCUCUGUGCCUCUCUGCAAUGGGUGCACUUCUUGGCAAGGGCUUCUGUUCACAGUUUCCCUUUUAAUCUGUUGGCACCUCUCUACCACAGCCCAUGUCACCAUUGAAUCUGUCCCACCCCAUGUGGUAGAAGGAGAUAAUGUCCUUUUCCUUGUCCACAAUCUGCCAGACAAUGUUCUAGAAUUAGCUUGGGCCAAAGGGGUGAACACUAUGAACCUUGGAAUUGGAACAUAUAAGCGGAAUAAAAACUUAUGUGUGCCAGGAAUUGCAAAUAGUGGUAGAGAAUCAGUGUACAGCAAUGGAACCCUGCUGCUCAGAAAUGUGACAAAGAAGGACACAGGAUUCUAUACCCUAAGAGCCUUCAGUAGACGUGCAAUGAUUGAGUCAACAACAACCAUUUACCUUCAUGUGCACACUGUAUUUUGGACUUGUGGGCGCCAUGACACCUCUACCCAGCCCAGCAUUGAAUCAGUGUCCCCCUGUGUUUCUGAAGGGGGAAGUGUUUUUCUACGCGUUCACAAUCCCCCAGAGAAUAUUGUAGGCUUUGUCUGGUUCAAAUGGAUGACUGCUUUAAAGAAACUGGAGCUUGCCCGAUACAUAAUAGACAGAAAAUCAACUCUGUGGGGUCCCGCAUACAGUGGCAGAGAGACGUUGUACAGUGAUGGAUCCCUGCUGCUGCAUGGUGUUACUCAGAAAGACUCUGGAUUGUACACUCUACAAAUUGUGAGAACAGAUACGAAACGUGAAGAAGCAAAAGUGCAGCUCCAGGUGGACACUUCCCUUUCUCGGUUCUGUAAACCUCUCACUUCUUCCCAAUUUAUGAUCCAACCUGUGCCUCGGUAUGCUGCUGAAGGGGAAAGUGUACUUCUCCAAGUUCAUAAUCUUCCAGAAGACCUGCAAGCCUUUACCUGGUACAAAUCAAAGUAUAGGAUCCGGGUCCUUAAAGUUGCAGAAUACAGGCGAGACAUAGACACCAUCAUCUGGGGGUCUAAAUACAGAGAUUUUGAUAUGGUGUACAACAAUGGAUCCUUAUUGCUCAAAAACCUCACUGAGAAAGAUGCAGGCAUCUAUACAUUAGCAGUUCAAAACAAGGAUUCUACAAUUGAAAAAGCAUAUGUAAAAGUUAAUGUAAAGAAGCCUGUGGCACAGCCCUUUGUGCAAAUCACUGAUACCAUGGUCGCAGGACAUAGAUCUGUGAUCUUCACCUGUGUGUCACCUGACACUGAUAUCUCUAUCCGCUGGAUCUUCAAUAACCAGAGUCUGCAUCACUUAGAGAGGAUGACUCUGUCCCCGACAAAGUGUGGACUCAUGAUAACUCCUGUCAGGAGUGAGGAUGCCGGAGAGUAUCAGUGUGAGGUCUCCAACCAAAUCAGUUUGAAGACCAGUCUCCCAGUGUCCUGGCCAUGA